GGCAGGGGGGGCUGCUGGUGCUGCUGGUGGCGGCCCUGCUGCGAGCGGAGGUCAGCUGGUGGCUGCAGGAGGAGGAGGAGGGGCUGCUGGGGAGGGCGGCGGGCGAGAGAUGGUGCUGGCUGGCGGACAGGGCGGGCAGGAGCUGUGGGCGGAGACGGUUCGCUGCAUAGGCCGCCGCACCGGCCUCAAGUACCGUGUUGAUGUGAGCUACGGCACCGCAGCAGCAGCAGCAGCUGGCGAAGCGGGAGGGGCAGCGGUGGCGUCGAGGUCCCGAGGCGGGGCGGCAGCUGCUGCUGCUUCUCUGGGGGCGGCGACAGCUCCCUCGUACGCCAUCCGGUUCAUGGGAAUCGUGCGGGACGAUCACCGACAAAUGUCGCUGUCCAUCUGCGAGGCCGGAGUGGGCAGCGGCACCGCCAUCCCCACCCCAGCCUACGAGGCCCGCUCCCUCGCCCUCUCGGCCACCUGCAUAUCCUGGUCACCCGCCUUUUGCACGGCAAUCACCUCAGCUGCUGCUACUGCCGCUGCCGCAGCUGCUACUACCAGUGGACAAGAUCAUCCGCCACCGGCGGAAGUGCUCGCAGCUGCUGCCACUGCUACUGCCGCCACUGCUGCUGCCGCCACUGCUGCUGCUGCUCCGCCGGCUGCUGCCCAACCCGACGGUGUGGCUCGCAGUUGUGUGCUGGCGGUGGCUAACAAGCUGGGGCAGGUGGUCAUGUGGCGUCUGGACCUGCCCGCAUCCUACUCGCACAAGCAACAACAGCAACAACAGCCGCCUGCGGAGGGUGAUGGCAGCGGGAACAGCAGCAGCAGUAGUGGUAGCGGGGUGCGGCUGCACUGGAUGGGUGCGCUGCAGGUGCACAGCGGGGGGGCACAUGUGCUGCGGACGGCAUGGUGUGUGGCGCCGGAGGGAGCUGCAGGAACAGCAACAGCAGCAGCGGGAGCGGGAGCGGGAGCGGAGUGGUGCCAGUGGCGGGUGCCGCAGCCGCACUCCGCCGGGCCGCGGGACAGCAUCAUGCUGCUGACAGGCGUGAGCGACGGCUCCAUCCUGCUUUGGUCCGCACCCGCCGCCUCCUUCACACGUGCCAGCGACAUGACCCUGCUAGCGCAGCUGUGUCCGCCGGACGGCCUGGCGCCCACCUCGCUGGACUGCACCUGGCUGCCACUGAGCAGGGUGCGGCGGGGGGAUGACGGUACCGGCUUGCAACACGGUACUGCAGCGGCAGCGGCGGGAGGGGCAGGAGCAGGGGAAUCACCGGCUGUGGUAAGCGGCGGCGAGACCCCGAAGCAAAAGCAGCAGCAGCAGCGGAGAAGGAGUCGGCGGCUGGGACAGCAGCAGCAGCAGGCGGCGGAGGUGGAGGUGGAGGAGCAGGGUGCUGCUGGGGAGGCUAACGGAGGUGCCGCACCGAUGGACGUAGACGGUGAGGCUAACGGUGGCGAUAAGAGGACCGUGCAGCAGCAGCAGCAAGAGGAGGAGGACGAGGAGUGGGAUGAUGCGACAUGGGCCUCAGAAGCCCCCGUAGAGGGACCCAUGGGUCGGCGGCUGCUUGUCGCCGCCUCCAAGCCUUGCGGCGCUGUCUUCGUGUGGCGCAGCGGCGUCUGGCGGCGGCCUUCCGGGUGUCAUUGGGAAGCAGCCCGAGUCGGCGGCGUCGCUGGCACAGCGGCGGACGGAAAGCAUGGAGAGGAGCAGGACGACGGAUCUGUGACGGCGGCGGGGCUGGCGGCGGCUUGUACGACAAGCGGCGGCGGCGCCAGCUGCUUGUUGCCCGGAGCGCACGGCACCCACCACGCCAGUGGCGUUGCGCUCGCCGCCGGCAGGCCGCUGGUCGUCUCGGGCGGCGUCGACGGGGCCGUCAAAUGCUGGAAGGUUUCGGAGCUGAAGCUUCCGCCGUCGCCGCUGGCGGCGGCGCCGCUGCCGCCGUCGCUGCGGCGACGGCCGCUGGCGCUUGUGUUGACGGAGGUGCCUGACGGCAUGCAUCGCUUGGAUCCAUGCAGCGCGGGUCUGCCCGCGUUGUCCCGUCAGGUGCGGACGCUGCCGCUUAGCCGACAAGCCGUACAUGGUAUUGCCGCCAGCGGCAACGGCCUGGUCUUUGCCGUACUGCGAACCACCUCGCCACGUCAGCUCGACAUUGCCAAGAACGUCAUGAUCCACGGCCGCGUCCUCGGCGGCACCGUACAUUUGUUGACGCCGUACGGCAUGGGAGUCGAGUCAGCGGCGGCGGCGGCGGAUGCCGUGGCGGCGGCGCCACUGGCGCUGCCGCCGCCAGGGCAGCUCGCCGCUGGCUUGUUGUACCAGGCGCCGACGGCGAGCAGCCUGUGGGACGUGCAUGCGUUGAUGUUGCGGGCGGGUCUAGUUGCGGCGGCGGCGACGCCACCACCUCCCGAGGACGCCUGGGAGGCUAAGGACUUGAGGGAAGCGACGGCGGCGGAUGACGCAGCGGCGUUGCAGCAGCUGCAGGGCGGGG
Astrephomene gubernaculifera is the source of this 2462-nucleotide messenger RNA. The record is from the annotation of a GenBank genome assembly. Lineage: Eukaryota; Viridiplantae; Chlorophyta; Chlorophyceae; Chlamydomonadales; Astrephomenaceae.